Ilex paraguariensis (yerba mate) is the source of this 5028-nucleotide messenger RNA. Lineage: Eukaryota; Viridiplantae; Streptophyta; Magnoliopsida; Aquifoliales; Aquifoliaceae. The record is from the annotation of a GenBank genome assembly.
UCAGGCAAGCAAACGGUUAUUGUUAUCAAAUUGUUUUCUCCAGAUCAAAAAUAAAAGAAAUCAGAUGUUUGAUUAUCUUUUGAUGGAAGAUUAAACUCCUGCUCAGUAUAGAUGCUUGUGAGGUUUUUAAGUAUCAGCUGCUGCUGGAUAUCCUCCGUUCAAGAUGUCUUCAUGUUCAACUGCUGUAUCAGCUGAAGUUGGGGACUUCAAUCAUCCAAAUGUUCUACCCGCCGAGGCAAGCUUGUCCAAAAGCAGUGAAACUCCCUUGGAACAUAAGAAUGAUGAGAAAGAGGAUGAGGAUGAGAACAAGGAUGAGGAUGAGGAUGUAGAUUUCCAACCUUUUCUGAAAGAAACUCCUUCUCUUGAAGCUUCUUCAAGCCUGAGCUCUGAAAUUGAAGGUUUGGAUGCUGAUGUUGCUGACAGUGGGAAAAACACUUGUGCAGCAUUAGUAAAUAAUUCAAUGUCAAAGCCAUCUGAUUCAGUUCAAGACUAUGCUGUUGGAGAUUCUGAGCAUGGCGAGGAGAUUGUGAUGCAGACCACAAUUUCUUCCGAAGGGGCAUGUGAAAAAGUCUCAGAAAACACUUCUUCCACAAAGCUUAUUGAGAGAAGGCCAGUUUUGAUUUCUCAACUUGAAGAAGAAACAUGUAUUGAAAAAAAUGGUUCAAGCAGCAGAACAGAUGUUGUUAAUGAUGUGAUCGGACAGGUUGACAAUACUGCACAUUCUAGGAAGCUUAACAUGCAUACAGAUGCUGAAGAUGCAAUCUGUAUGCGCACUAGAGCUCGCUAUUCACUUGCCAGUUUUACACUUGACGAACUUGAAACUUUUCUUCAAGAAACAGACGACGAUGAUGACCUUCAAAAGGUUGAUGAUGAAGAAGAGUACAGGAAAUUUCUUGCAGCUGUUUUGCAAGGUGGAGAUGGCAGCUGUCAGAUUUUACAAGACAAUGAAAAUGUUGAUGAGGAAGAUGAAGACAAUGAUGCAGACUUUGAGCUAGAAAUUGAAGAGGCGCUUGAGAGUGACCUUGAUGAAAAUACCAGGGAUAAGACCCAUGAACAGGAUUAUGAGGCAGUUGGUCGACGGCCGAAGACCAGACGAAAUAGGCGCCAGAAAGAUUCUGUUAAGCACAAGAAAAAGCUGUUGGGGCAGUUGAAUAGGCCAUUACGCCCCCUCUUACCUAUUGCCCCAGCUCCAUCUUUCAAGGUUUUUGAUGGGAAAAGUUUGAUGCCUAAGAAUGCUCGACAAUGUCUGCUUUCCUCUGCAAAUAAUGGCUCUGUAAAUGGGUUUAGUCCUCAUCAAAUAGGCCAGUUACAUGGUUUAAUACAUGAGCAUGUGCAACUUCUUAUUCAGGUUUUUUCUGUAUGUGUUCUUGAGCCUGCUCGACAGCGUAUUGCGUCCGAACUUCGGGGAUUGAUUUCAGAGAUGCUUCAUACACGUGAUCAAGUAUUAUCAUGGAGAAGGGUACCAUAUCCCAGUUUUUGUUUUUGUGGUCCACACAUUCAUCCAUCAGUGUCAGAUGGAUAUCCAAAAAAUUUGCCUGCACAGGGUACCUUUGAAUCGUCUUCAAGUUUUGAUCCACAGAGAGAGUGCUCUUCGGUAAAUAAUAUGUUGCCCCUUUAUAAUAUCAUAUCCCCUUCUAAAGGAAGACAUGAAUGUUUUUCUCAUGGGCAGGUGGGUCGCUUUCCAACUACUGAAGGCUCCUUCUGGAUGCCUUAUAUAAGUGGUCCUAUACUAUCUGUGCUGGAUGUAGCUCCACUUGCAUUAGUUGGCAGCUACAUAGAUGAUGUUUCUACUGCUGUGCAAGAUUAUCAGUGCCGAUAUCUGGAAGUUAGUGGUGAUAAUCGCUUUCAAAGGGAACCAUUGUUUCCCCUUCAUAGUUUUCAUUCUUCAGAAGAAGCUAAUGGUCAAGUUUCUAGAGGAAUUGUCCCUCCAGCUUCCAAGAUGGUGCUUUCUUCUUCUGCAAGUGAUCAAAUGCCUAGGAAGACAAUGGCUGCUGCACUUGUUGAAAGGGCCAAAAAGCAAUCAGUUGCUCUUGUUCCAAAGGAAAUUGCUAAGUUAGCCCAUAGAUUUUUUCCGCUGUUUAAUCCAGCCCUAUAUCCACAUAAGCCACCCCCUUCACCUGUAGCAAAUCGGGUGCUUUUCACCGACGCAGAGGAUGAGUUAUUAGCAAUGGGGUUGAUGGAGUACAAUACAGACUGGAAGGCCAUUCAGCAGCGCUUUCUUCCUUGCAAAUCUAAGCAUCAGAUAUUUGUCAGGCAGAAGAAUCGUUCAUCUUCUAAAGCACCGGAAAAUCCAAUAAAGGCAGUUCGGAGGAUGAAAAAUUCUCCCUUGACUGACAAAGAGAAAGCCCGUAUCGAAGAGGGGUUGAAGGUUUUUAAACUUGACUGGAUGUCCGUAUGGAAGUUUGUUGUCCCUUAUAGAGAUCCUUCUUUGCUACCCCGGCAGUGGCGCAUUGCUACUGGAACUCAAAAGUCAUACAAAAUGGAUGCUGAUAAAAAGGUGAAGCGGCGAUUAUAUGAAUCAAAAAGAAGAAAGAGCAAACCUGCAGCUGCGAGUUGGCAUACGUCAUCUGGAAAAGAGGACUACAGUACUGAUAAUGCUGGUGAAGAAAAUAAUAGUGCAGAUGACUGCAUGGAUAAGGAAGACGAAGCCUAUGUUCAUGAGGCGUUUUUUGCAGAUUGGAGACCUGGUAACUCCAGCGUUUCUCUGAAACAUCCUGACUCAGGCUGGGGAGAAAAAAAUCCACCCACUGUUCUACAUUCAGUAGAAAAUUCUCUUGUCAGGGAACAAAUGAAUAGUGGGUGUGGAAUCUCUCAACCUCAAAUUGGUCAGGAGCUUCCAUCUGCUUUCAGGUCCUCCAACUCCGAAGUAUGUGUUCGACCAAAUCGAGCUCGUAGUGCUAACAAUGCCUUCCUAGUCAAAUUAGCUCCGGAUUUGCCGCCUCUAAAUCUUCCACCAUCAGUUCGUGUAAUGUCCCAGUCAGCUUUUAAAACCUAUCAAGGUGGAGCAUUUACUAAGGUAUCUGAUACUGAGGCUUGUAGUGGCAUUCCUGGCACAGAAAAUAUAGUUCCAAACCCUGCGUCUGUUGUGAAGUCAGGGACCAAUUAUCCAGAAAAGGCUGUACAAAAUAGGAAUAAUCUGCUGAAAUCAAGUAUUAGCAAUCAAGGUUCUGGAGUCCUCAGGGAUAAAUGUUUUUCAGAAGAAAAAGAUGGGUCAGGUCUUCAGAUGCAUCCUUUAUUGUUCCAGGCCCCGGAAGAUGGUUGUCUGCCAUAUUACCCAUCAAACAGCAGUACUAGUAAUCCUUGUCCUUUCAAUUUCUUCCCGGGGAACCAGCCCCAUUUGAAUCUGAGUCUCUUUCGUAAUCCUCACCAAGUAAGCAACACCGCUAAAUUUUUUGACAAGUCUUUGAAGUCUAAGGUAACUGCUACCUCCUCAGCACUUGGUUUUGAUUUCCAUCCACUUCUGCAAAGAACCGACAAUGUAAAUUGUGACUCAGUAGCCCUACACUCAACUGCCCAGCCAUCUGUUACUUCAGAACCAUUAAGGGGCAUAGGUGCUCCAUUUCAGAAUCCAUUUGAUGCUUUCCUGGCUAAGUCACACAUCAACAGUCGUCCAAGUGCUACAUGUGCUAAACUUUCUAGUCCUAAUAGAGAGAGUGAGGAACCUGACUUGGACGUUCAACUGAGUUGCAAAUAUAGUAAGCCAAAAGCUGUGGGAAGCAGAAAUGCAUGUGAACACAAUCCAGUGGUGUCAAUAAUUAGUGUUUCAGAAGCUGGAAACUCAGAAUUUGAAAAAAACACAACAAAUUCAUUGGAUCACUGCAGUUCAUAUGUGCCAACAGCUUCUACUUCAAAGGGACUCGGUCAGAAUCUUGAUUCUGGUGCCCAUGCAUCUGUCAAAUCCAGCAAUGGGAGAAAUGAAAACAAUGUCGAUAUUGUAGGUGACUUGUCUCUUCCAGAAAUCGUGAUGGAACAGGAAGAGUUAAGUGAUUCUGAUGAAGAAAUUGGAGAAAAUGUAGAGUUUGAGUGUGAAGAGAUGGCUGACUCUGAGGGAGAAGAGGGAUCUGAUUCUGAACAGAACCUCAACAUACAAAAUAAGGCUGCAAAAGUUGCCACAGAUGUAGAUAUCAAUCAUUCACAAUGUGAACCAAGUACGUAUGUCACUUCGGAAGGCAACGCCUGUGGCCCCUCAGAAGGCAGCACAAUUAAGUUGGGUUUGACUGACCAAGAGGAGGAGAAUAACCCGUGGAGUUCUUUAUGCUUGGAUCUGAAUUCAUGCCCUCCAGGUUCUCUACCUACAAAGCCUAACCUUGCAAUGCAUAGAUAUUGUUCUGCUGGCCAACUCAAGGCUCCGGCUCAUUCCAAUCGAUGUUGCACAAAUACACUACAAAGUACAAAACAUGGUACACUGCAGAAGCAUGCUGUAAGCACACCACAACCGCCCUGUCUCGAUUCUGUUACUGUUGCUUCAUUGAGGAAACCACGAAAACGUGCAUGCAUAACUGAUUCUAGUGUAUGCACUGGUCGAGCCAAAAGGAGGGAUUUGAAUGUGAAUACUGACACAACUGAAGAAAGCUCGAACCGUGAUAAAAAUGAUGAAUCUGGUUAAUUGUAGCUUUGUUUGUGCAUAUGUUAGGUUUAGUUGAUGGCCUUAAAUUGGUUGUUGGAUGUGCUGUGUUGCAUGUCAGCAGCCCGAGUAGAAUAUGAGAUGGUGGCAUCAAAUCUCAGGUAGCCAAGUAGGUGGAAAAAAAAAAGCAAUCUGUUGUCAACUUUCCCAGCUACUAACAAGGCUUCAAAGGGAAUGUGUGCCUUUUUGUGUAUCUGCUGUUGAUAUAAUUGUAUAGAUUAAUGCCUUUAAUGAAGCUUUUGUGAUGUCCAACUCUCUAUAUUUGAGUUGGUCAACUGUUCUCCACCCGAGCUUACAAUUUUACUGCUUUCUGAUUGUAAUCAAGAUUAAAGAUCAAGUUCGGACAUGCCACUUGUGCGUUAUUGUCAGUCAGGUGACAAGUACAUAGUAAUCGGACAAGCUGC